This is a messenger RNA of Ostreobium quekettii, 1023 nucleotides long. The record is from the annotation of a GenBank genome assembly. NCBI's taxonomy places the organism in Eukaryota, Viridiplantae, Chlorophyta, Ulvophyceae, Bryopsidales, Ostreobiaceae.
AUGCGAUUGAAACCGCAUGGCCUGUUUUUGGCCCGGGAUCGCGAUCAGUGCCGGCAUGGGGGCGUCUGUGCUGCCAGGCGCGAGGGGGAGGGCGGGCGGGGGGAGGCGCCGGAGUCGGGAGGCGGGGUCCCGGCGGUGGAUGGCAGCCCGCAGGUGCAGUUCCCGGCGCUGCCCGCGGCGCAGCUGUCCGGGGACAGGAGGUGCUUCGUUGAGACAGCGCGGAUACGGGGCUACGAGGCGGGGCCGGACAGGCGGGCAACCAUUCAGUGCAUCGCGAAUCUGCUGCAGGAAGUGGCCAGCAAUCAUGCAAUAUCUGUGUGGGGAAAGACAGAUGAGGGUUUUGCUGCCAGCCCUGUUAUGGUCGAGAAGAACCUCAUCUUUGUCAUAUCCAGGCUUCACAUCAAGAUAAACAAGUACCCUUCAUGGGGCGAAACUGCACGACUGGAGACUUGGUUCACGUUGGAGAGGAGGUUCAUUGGCCGCCGUGCUUGGAGCAUCCAGGAUGCAGCAACAUCCGAAACUCUUGGAGAGGCUACAAGUUGGUGGGUGGUUAUCAACACCAAAACACGAAAAAUGUCGCGGAUGCCAACAGAGAUGAUAGAGCAAUGGUGGCCCUACACUCUGCAGGACAGCUCCAUGUACUCGAUGUCUGGUGCGGCGGAUGUGAAGAAGAAAAUUCAAGACCCUGAGACAAUGGCACAGGUGCGGAGCGGUGUGAUACAUGUUGCUGGGCACAGCUACAUGGACAUGAACGGUCACAUCAACAACGUUGCCUACUUGGAGUGGGCCCUGGAUGCUCUGCCACAAGAAGUCUUUCAGAACUACGUCUUGAAGGAGACGGAAGUAGACUUCCUGGGCGAGUGCAGCGUGGGCGACCGAGUGGAGACUGUGCUCUACCGGGCGGACAUCCAGGAAAACGGAUCCUCGAAGGCGCCCGUCUUUGUUCACGUCCUCAGAAAGGCGGACGGGAUAGACAAGGGCCAGGAGAUUGCAAGGCUCAGGACGUCCUGGCUGAGGGUGUGA